Messenger RNA from Trichomonas vaginalis G3, 453 nucleotides. RefSeq lists its product as uncharacterized. Bases 1 to 453 code for a protein of 150 amino acids. The transcript has a single exon. The record is from RefSeq and is a predicted model, not a curated record. Lineage: Eukaryota; Parabasalia; Trichomonadida; Trichomonadidae.
AUGGUCAAUGCAAUAUUUGACUUGAAAGAUUCAUUAGAAGAUAUUUGUUACGAAAAAUGUAACACAGAAAUGGAGCGAUUCUCGGAAUCAUUCAAUAGAAAAGAAUUUCCAUCACAGUUCGAUUAUGCUUUUGAUAAAGUAAGUCAAAGAGUGAAAACUUAUGUUAGGAGAAUUGCACAAAUAGAAAGACCAAUUUAUUUGCACAAAUUGGUUCCGUUUGAUUAUAUCUUGAAAAUUUCUGAAGAAUGCGGAAAGAGAAAAUUACAUCAUACAACUGCUAAAGUGCUAUUUGAAAUUGCAAAUCAAGUAAUUGAUAAUGAUGAUAUUAGAAUGCUUUUUGAGAUAUGCACAUUAGUUACCGAGACAUCAGUUUGUAUUGACGUAUCAAAAUUUUUGGAACAAUUUGCUCAUAAUGAUACAGAAGCAGAUAAAUUGGCUUCAUUUUUGUUUUGA